Messenger RNA from Bactrocera oleae (olive fruit fly), 3532 nucleotides. Lineage: Eukaryota; Metazoa; Arthropoda; Insecta; Diptera; Tephritidae. The record is from RefSeq and is a predicted model, not a curated record.
UUCGUAUUAAAACUAAAAAACACCAAGUUAAUUAGAUACAAUAUGUCAGUAUAAUAUGUACUAAACAUAAUUUAAAGUGUAAAAAUAUAUAAAUAAUAAGAAAAGUGUGCAAACAACAUAGAAAAACUAAAUAUGAAAAGAACGCACUGGGGGACGCACAUAUGUGUGUGAUGGAAUUUGUCUUAUCAAAACAUAAUUUCUUACAAUAAUUUUCUUUCUGAAAUUAAAUUAUAAUAAGCAACAAACACCAGAGCGCUUGAAGUACUAUCGUUCAUGAAAAGUAUGCUAUUGAAAUGGACAAAAAUUAGAAGUAUAUUAAAUUUGUGAUUUUGUUCGAAAGUUGCCACAAUGGUGUUCACUUUCUCGCACCCUAUGAAUGAGAGUGUGUGUGUGUGAUAGCGUAGAGACUUGUUGCAUUCGUUCUGUCGCCGAUGUUGAAGAAAUGUGUGUGUUCGGUUCAUUGAAUACGCGAAGUUCAGUUAUGUAUGCUUGUGCGCCUCAAGAUCGGUUUGUUUCUAGUAUAAAUUUUCAGAAUGUGUGUGGUAUAUAGUUUACUGCUUCUAGGCGUUGCUGACGUAUUCAUUUUUUCGUAGUUAGCCCAAUUUUUAAUGUACACAGUGCCUAAAAAUUGAUUAAGAAAUAGAACACUUAUAUUAAAUUAAGAAUGACUAUUCCAAUGAUUUAAUAAAUCCGUUCCUUCAGGAAAAUCAUCAAAGUGUGUCGAUUUGGUACGAAUUUGUACUUACAUAAAUGUCUAUGUUAAUGCACUACUUAUCGUUUUGAAACAAAAAAAUUGUAAUAUACAUAAAUAUGGGGGAUUCCAAUAAAAAAUCAAGCCCUAAGGUCAAAGUACCUGUGAACCAAACAAGUCCAAACAACACUGUAAAAAUCUUGAAUGAUCGCGCCUCAAAACGUUCGAAACCAACCAGUACGGAAUCUAGUCCACCGUUAAAGCAUGUGAAGCUUUCUAUUGGAAAAAGUAAAAUUACUGUUGAAAGUAAUGAUGACAUGGACCACUAUGUAUUGAAAACCAUAAAAGACGAGGCCAGUUUGGAGGGUGGGGAAACAAUAGCUUUUGUAUUAAAUGAGGAGCCAAAAGAUGUUACGAGCGCUGCUGGAGAAGUAGCUGAGGAGCUCCAAAUUAGCGAGGAGGAAGCCGAUGAUACUGAUGGGAAAACUGAUGUAAUGGAACAUGUUUGCGGCAAGUGCUACAAAACUUUUAGACGAUUCAGUGGUCUCAAAAAUCAUAUGGAAUUUUGUCGUUACGAUAGUGGUUAUCAUUUGCGCAAAAAUGAAAUGCUAAAAAAUCUUGAUAAAAUCGAAAAAGAUGCUAUUACUAUGGAGAAAAAAGAUGUCUGCUUUUGUUGUGGCGAAAGUUAUGACACAUUCCAUUUGGGGCACAUUAAUUGCCCUGAUUGUCCAAAGUCCUUCAAAUCGCAAAUGAGCUAUGAACGCCACAUUUUCAUUACACACUCCGAAUUCGACACCUACCCAUGUUCAAUUUGUAAUGCAAAACUGCGCAGCGAUAAUUUAUUAAAACUCCACGAAGAGCAGCAUAAAAAUCGAGGAAAACCGUUUGCAUGUAAAAUAUGUGGAAAAGACUUUACUCGCGCGUACCACCUUAAACGGCAUCAGAAGUAUUCAUCUUGUUCAGCGACUGGAAAUGACUCCAUGAAGUGUAAAGUCUGCGAUAAGGCUUUCUUUCGGUUGGAUAAUCUUCGUGCUCAUCUAAGGCAGCAUUUGGGUACACACGUUACCAAGAAGCCUGAAUAUAGAUGCCCACAAUGUAAAAAUUGUUUUUACAGCUUAUCUACUUUAAACAUUCACACUCGGACGCAUACUGGAGAGCGGCCUUUCGAUUGCGAUUUAUGUGAGAAGAAAUUCCCCACUUUAAUUGCUCUGAAAAAACAUCGCCGCUACCACACUGGUGAAAAACCUUACACAUGUUCUGUGUGUAAUCAAUCGUUUGCUGUUAAGGAGGUGUUAAACCGGCACAUGAAGCGGCACACGGGUGAAAGACCACAUACCUGCCCGGAUUGUAAUAAAAGCUUUAUUCAGGCAUCACAGUUGCGAAGUCAUGCACGAACGCAUAUUUUACCGUUCGAAUGCUCAGAGUGCGAUCAGAAAUUCAAGACGCAAAAACACCUCGACAAGCACAAAAAGACUCACAUCAAGAAAUGUUACGAGUGCAAUAAUACUUUUACCGAUCAGUCUCAACUGGAGGAUCAUAUGGCAAAUUUCGUGCAUAAAACUAAGAAAGCAGUUACGCGUAAAUCCACGAGACGCAGUCGUACUAAUUGCAAUGUCUGCGAUCAAGACUUCAGUACCGUGAAAAAUUUACAAUUCCACAUCCUCAAAGUGCAUGAGAUGGAUCCCGAAGAUUUCGUUAAUGAAAAACCGAAAGAAAACGAAACAAUUAAAACUAGUGAAAACGUUUACAAAAUCGAAGGAGGAACAUCAAAUGAAAUCCAGAUCCUUAGUGAAACAGAGGGUAAUGCAGCCAUUAUGGCCGCUGGCAGUAUGAACAGCAAAGAAAUUUACAACAACAACGAAGGCAGUAAAGGUGGUUUGGUUGUGAAAGAGUUCAUCGUGAAUGAUGUACCUGCCGCUGAAGAAACAGAAAUGGUCCUCCACGACGAAGCUUACACAGUUAUACCACUAGACGGAGAUGGUCCCAUAGAAACAGUGACCGCUGUCACUAUGAGUCCUAUUAACAUAUCGGCAGAAGUUAAAAAAGAACGACGCAAAUCAUUAGCUGAAUCACUGGCGGUGGCUAUUGGUACAGACACCGUUACAUUGAAAGAGCCAAUACAAUUGAAUGAAGAAGAUAUGAAACUGAAGGAGAAUGUCCGCAAAUUACUGGAUAUGUUGGUCGAUAACAAAACUUUAAAAAAAUUCGGCUGGCCAACCAACAGCGAAGAGAAUGUUUUAUGCCGUGUCAUUGAAAAUUGCGGAUAUAACUUAACAAAAGAUGCAGAAACAUAUCGAGAAUGUGAUUACGCGACGAGAAUGCGUGAAUAUGUUAAACUAUUAUUUACCGUAGUGAUUCAUAAUGACUCCAUAAAGGAGUUGUUAAAUAAUUAUCCCAUCGAUGAGGUAGUUGAGUACGUGCUGGGUAACGAUGACGACGAGGACGAUGAUGGUGAUAACGAUAAAGAUGAUGACAAUAGUAAUAUGAAAAAUUAGCAGAAAAUUUAUUGCUACAGAGAUCGUUGCCUUUGUUUAUAUUGAACAUAUAGAAACAAAACUUAUGAUAGUGAAGUUGCCUUUUGACGUCUAACAUUUUCAAUAUACAUAUAUAUAAUGUUAUGUACAAAUUUAAGUACACGUAUACAAACUUCUUUACUAUGAAUAGAUUUAUACCAGCAUCAAAUAUAGUGUGUACUAUGAAUGAAUUUUUUAUCACUGAUAUGAAGUUUGGUUAGUUGUGGACACUCGGUUUUGCCGAAAUGAAUUACAUUUAAUUUUUGUAAAAUAUUUUUCCAAGCAAUAAAUAACAAUCGAAUUGAAGUUAUGAAAUAACAAACCUAAU